This is a messenger RNA of Phyllopteryx taeniolatus (common seadragon), 3915 nucleotides long. It is a transcript of the gene ptk2bb, whose product is annotated as protein tyrosine kinase 2 beta, b. Gene Ontology annotation, biological process: signal complex assembly; protein phosphorylation. Gene Ontology annotation, molecular function: ATP binding; protein tyrosine kinase activity. The transcript is spliced from 33 exons. NCBI's taxonomy places the organism in Eukaryota, Metazoa, Chordata, Actinopteri, Syngnathiformes, Syngnathidae. Bases 469 to 3444 code for a protein of 991 amino acids. Gene Ontology annotation, cellular component: focal adhesion; cytoskeleton. The record is from RefSeq and is a predicted model, not a curated record.
ACGCCCAAAAAAAAAAAAAACUUCUUUCCAGCUGCGGGACGGACGGAGGGACGGACGGAGGGACGGAGGGACGGGAGUGAGAGAGGCCGGCUGCUUGAUGACUUCUUGAUGUUUCUCACGGAUUGAACACAACCUCGCAGGUGAAGGUGAGAAACCGCUCAAAAUCACCACCGUGCUAAUUUCUGAGUUUAUCACCGGGGUUACGCUCGUGGAAGGUGUCUGCCGGUUGUUUGGAAACGCUUGAAGUGGUUGAAAAGGGCCAAAGAGGUGGGCUCAGCUGCCAUUUUAUUCCAGAGGCGAGCGAGAGAACUUUGCUCAGGAGCGGUGCAAGUCUGUGCAGAUACAGUAGAUACGACACGGUGACCCUGGUGGGCGAGGUCGCUGGUUUAUCUCAAAGGGCGGUCAAAUGUACUUGAAGGGAGCCAGGGAGCAGCUGGAUGAUGAUAUGAGUCGCACCCGACCGUGAAAAUGUACGAGGUGAUGUCCGGCGACACGCUGUCCUGGAAGGCGCCCAGCCCGAGACAGAGCGCCACCGAGGCGGGCGCCGACCCGUCGCCGUCGGCCGGCGACGGCGGGCCCGGCAAGAUCCUCAAGGUUUGCUUCUGCACCAACAAUAACCUCGGCAAGAACUUCAAGCUGGUCAAGUGUGACGGUUCCUGGCAAAUCAGGGCGAUCAUCCGAUCCAUCCUGAUCAGCGGGCGCGUGGGUCCGAACGUGGCGCACGCGGGAUGCUUCGGCCUCCUGCUCAAGCACCUCAAGUCGGAGCAGCUCCACUGGCUGCACCCGCAGCUGAGCGUCGGCGAGGUGGAGCAGCGCUACGAGAGCCAGCACGCCGCGGCCGAGUGGAGGUACGACCUUCGCAUCAGAUACAUCCCCGUCGACUUCCUGGAAAGGUUCCAAGACGACCGCUCCACGCUGUUGUACUUCUACCAACAGGUCCGCAGCGAUUACAUGCAGUAUCACGCCAGCAAGGUCAGCCGCGGGAUGGCGCUGCAGCUCGGCUGCUUGGAGAUCAGGAGGUUCUAUAAGGACAUGAACGCAAAAGGACUGGAGAAGAAGUCAAACUUUGAGCUGCUCGAAAAAGAGGUCGGCUUGGACCUUUUCUUCCCUCCCGAGCUGAUUAACAGCAUGAAGUCGAAGCAGCUCCGCAAGCUGAUCCAGCAAACGUUCCAGCAGUUCGCCACGCUCAAGGAGGACGAGUGCAUGAGCAAGUUCUUUCAGACGCUCAAGGAGUUCGCCAGUUACGACGAGGAGGUCUUCCCCUGCGAGCUGGUGCAAGGUUGGAGUCUGGCCGUGGAGCUGGUCAUCGGCGGGAGGGGCAUCCGCCAGCGCACGCAGAAGAAUUCGGCGCCCGUCUUUCUGGCCGACUUCAAGCAGAUCAAGAAGGUGCAAUGUUCGCCUCAGCGCGACGGCAAGGCGCUCGUCCAUCUGGACGUCCGAGGCGCCAGACAACGGCUGUCCAUCAACGUGGCCGGCGCGCCCGCGGCCGAGAACAUGAUGGACCUCAUCGACGGCUACUGGCGCUUGGAGAACAACUCGGAGGAGUCCGUCAUCUACAGGCAAAACCGCGAUGCCAGCGCGCGGAGUUCCCUCCCGGACCUCCCGACAGGCCGAGACGCCGGCUCCGCCCGACGCAGCAUGGGGUCGGAGAUCUACUGCGAGAUUCCGGACGAAAGGCCCAGAUCAGCCGUCAAAUACGGCAUGGACCGCGGCGACAUCACGCUCGGGCGAAUCCUCGGCGAGGGCUUUUUCGGCGAAGUCUACGACGGCGUCUACGCGGCAGCGAACGGUGAGCAGGUGAAAGUGGCCGUCAAGACGUGCAAGGACUGCUCGCCCGACGUCAUGGAGAAGUUCAUGAGCGAAGCGGUCAUCAUGAAGAACCUGGAGCACCCUCACAUCGUCAAGCUCAUCGGCAUCAUCGAGGACGACCCCGUGUGGAUCGUCAUGGAGCUUUACGAGUACGGCGAGCUCGGCAACUACCUGACGACGAACCAGAACGAUCUGACCGACGUGACCCUGGUGCUGUUCAGCCUGCAAAUCUGCAAAGCGCUCGUCUUCCUCGAAGGCGUCAACAUGGUGCACAGAGACAUUGCCGUUCGAAACGUGUUGGUCGCCGGCCCCGACUGCGUCAAGCUGGGCGACUUUGGACUGUCGCGCUACAUCGAGGACGAAGAAUACUACAAAGCGUCCGUGACCCGAUUGCCGAUCAAGUGGAUGGCGCCGGAGUCGAUCAACUUCCGCCGCUUCACCUCCGCCAGCGACGUCUGGAUGUUUGCCGUGUGCGUGUGGGAGAUCCUGAGCCGAGGCCAGCAGCCCUUCUUCUGGCUGGAGAACCGAGACGUCAUCAACCAGCUGGAGCAAGGCAUCAGGCUGCCCAAGCCCGACGACUGCCCGCCGGCGCUCUACUCCCUGAUGACGCGCUGCUGGUCCUACGACCCCAGAGAGAGGCCCAACUUCACCGAGCUGGUGGUCAAGAUCAGUGAUGUGCACAAGAUGGAGAAGGAGCAGGAAGUAGAACGCAAGCGGGACAGAGCGCGUUCCACCAAAUAUUUCGACGCCAAGUUCAACUUCACCGAGCCUCCACCCAAGCCUUCGAGAAAGAAGCCGGGGCGCUUCGGGAACACGCUGAGCAUCGGCUUGCACAUUCAGUUGAACGAGGCUCUGUGCGCCAGCUCGCCGGACCUGGCCAGCCCGUGCGACUAUCAGUCGCCCGUGGACUCCGUCAACACUCUGCCGCAGCCCCUCAGGUCCCCUCGACGUCGCAGCGUGGGGGAGAGCGAGUUCCCCCGAGCGGACGCGCGGCGCCUCUGGCAGGCCGAGCGCCAGCAAACGCUCCACACCUUACGGCGGCAGAAGGCGCAGAUGGCCGCCGACAAAGAGUGGCUGGAGAAAGAGGAGCGCCUCCUGGACCCCACGGGACCAGAGGGACCCCCGACACCAACGUCCAAUGAGGCAGAUGACCAAAACGGCCCGCCAAUCAAGCCUCCUCGCCUCACGGCUCAGCCAGCCCCCACCGCUGAGAUGGACCGUUCUGACGACAAAGUUUACUCGUGUGUGAUGAACGUGGUGAAAAUGGUGGUGCAGCUGAAGAACGACAUGGUGGACAUGCAGCCCGAGCAGUACGUCACGGUCGUGCAGUCGGUGGGGAUGGCCUUGAGAGAUCUGAUCGGCAGCGUGGACGACAUCCUGCCCGCUCUGCACGAGUCCGUGCGCACCGAGAUCGAGGGCACCCAGAAGCUGCUGAACAACGACAUGGCGGAGCUGAUCAGCAAGAUGCGUCUGGCGCAGCAGAACGCCAUCACGUCGCUGCGGGACGAGUGCCGCAAGCAGAUGCUGGCGGCCGCCCACAACCUGGCGGUGGACAGCAAGAACAUGCUGGACGCCGUCGACCAGGCCCGCGUCCGCGCCGACCUGGCCAAGCCGGCAUCGGCGCCGCGCCUUUAGAUGACCUCUUCGCUCGUCUGGACGUAUGUCCUCUACGCCGUGUGUGUGUGUGUGUCUGAACGCAACAAAAUGGAGUCUUCUACUCGCCGAGGAAAUCUUUGUAAUUCUCUCCACAGUAGAUUUGUAUCUUGACUGUACGUCGGGUCGGGCACGGUUUCAAUUUGAACGAUCCCGCUUCCUCGUUUGGAUUCCGCCUCUGUUUGUGGACAGUGUGGAAAAAAAGCUUCCGCGGUUUAAAGGAGGCGUGUCCAAAGCGCCCGCAGCGUGGACUAAAGUCGACCUAUGCCACGGCCCGUGCGGUUUGCCCGCAUUGUAGCGCACGACUUGACUUUCUACGCUGGCGGGAAAACAGAAGGAAAGUUUUCUCCUCAUCUCUCACUUCUCACUUCCUUGUUUUCAAGCAACAAGCCAUCAUUCACAUUUACUACGUAGGGUAUAUAGCCAAAAUAAAUAUAGCUUCACCAAUCUUUA